Anastrepha obliqua is the source of this 1306-nucleotide messenger RNA. Its product is annotated as odorant receptor 33b-like. Gene Ontology annotation, molecular function: odorant binding; olfactory receptor activity. Gene Ontology annotation, biological process: detection of chemical stimulus involved in sensory perception of smell; sensory perception of smell. The record is from RefSeq and is a predicted model, not a curated record. Gene Ontology annotation, cellular component: plasma membrane. The transcript is spliced from 2 exons. Bases 1 to 1170 code for a protein of 389 amino acids. Lineage: Eukaryota; Metazoa; Arthropoda; Insecta; Diptera; Tephritidae.
AUGUUGCGGGAUUUGUUUAUAUCUAAAGCUGUGCGCAAUGUACCAGUGGAUUCUGACUCGUUCUUCAAAAUUUUCUGGAUGUGUUGGAAGUUGAUGGGUAUCGGGAUCGAGUCCAACAAAUGGUACAUCUGGGUCUACGAUAUCAUGGUGAACCUCUUCAUUACCAUAUUUUAUCCGAUACAUCUGACUAUUGGCCUAUUCCUGGUACCAACACUUGCGGAUGUCUUCAAGAAUUUGACCAUAAACAUAACCGAUGUCACCUGCAGCGUAAAACAUUAUCUAUUUCGCUACAAGCUGGGAAAAAUACGCAAACUUCAGGGUCUACUGAAGCAGCUGGAUCAGCGAGUUGUGGCCGAAGAAGAACGCGACUACUUCCACAGAGACAUACGCAUUGCCGUGCGAAACAUUAUGUGCGUUUUUUGCAUCUCUUAUUUCGCCGAUGCGCUGGCCUCCACCGUGGAUGUGUUGACCAAAAAGGAGCGAGAGCUGAUGUACCCAGCUUGGUUUCCAUUCGAUUGGGCCGCAAACAGGUACAGAUAUUACGGUGCGGUCUUCUAUCAGAUCUUCGGCGUGUCCAUGCAGAUCACACAGAAUUUGGCUCACGAUACUUUUGCGCCUAUAAGUUUGUGUGUGAUGUCGGGCCAAGUGCGUUUGUUGGCCAUGCGCGUGUCAAGGAUCGGCUAUGAUAAAUCAAAGUCGCGUUUGACACAUGAGCGUGAGUUGAACGAGUGCAUUGAGGAUCACAAGAUAUUGCUAAGGAGUUUCGACUUGUUGCAAGACAUAUUUUGGUACACUCAAAUGGUGCAAUUCUCCUCGGUUGGGCUGAAUAUUUGCAUGACCGUUGUGUUUAUGCUGCUGUUCGUGGACAAUCUUUUCGGUUACGUCUAUUAUUCGGUCUAUUUUUUCUCCAUGGCUAUAGAGCUGUUGCCAGCCUGCUAUUAUGGCAGUAAAAUGCAGGAGGAGUUUCAAGAUCUGCCCUAUGCAAUUUUCAGAUGCAAUUGGUUGGAGCAACGCAAGAGCUUUCAGCAAAACCUACGAAUCUUCACGGAGCUUUCGAGGAAGCAACUAACGCCCACUGCUGGAGGAAUCAUCAACAUACAUUUGACUUCAUUUGUGGCUACUUGCAAAAGUGCUUACUCACUUUACACUGUGCUAAUGAAUAUGAAGUAGAGUUGUUGUCGUGGAGUGGUAAAUAUGCAAUGUUUUAUUCAACUAUGAGUUGGUGUAGAAAUCGAAUGUAGUUUGCACCGAAUGUAGAUUAAUCAAUAACUUUGUUUCAGCACUUGAAGUAGAAAUAAAAUAAAUG